CUCUUUGUGUGUGUCUGACUGUGACUGUGAUCUCCCACGUUCUUUUUUUCCGCUAAAAUGUUCCUUCUGGUCUAUUUCCUCGUCCCGGAUCACGGAAGAGGGACAACCCUCCUCUACUGAAGUCUGCCCCUCUGACCGACUGAAGAUUCACACACAAGUGUGUGUGUGUAGAGAGCUACGGCGAGAGACACACAAUCUUAGCCUCGAAGUUCAGCUGUUGGAACGCAUUUCCAGCGCGCUCUGAUAUCAGAGAAGCUAAAGGAAUGUGGACUGUUUCUCAUGGAAUUACCCGUGAGGAUUAACUCGCGAUAAGAAAUCGGCGCCCGUGCUUGUGUUUGACCGUGGACGGGAGUAUAUGUCUGAGGUAUAUGAACCUGCUCGGUGUUCUGUAGCCGCAGAGCUCAUGCAUGGUGAGUUUGAGACAGGCAGUUUGCUCCAGUCCAACUUCACAGUGAAAAGCAAAUCGGGAGAAAUGAUGCGAAUAGCACGAAAGUUUUAAGCAAACUUUUACUUGAGUCUCUAGAGAAAACACAAGUAGGUAAUUGGUCUCUUUUCAGAACAGUAAAUUGUCCUUCCACGUUUGGGAAUUCAGUUUACGGUGUGCAAACGCCACGGACAGAAUGAACUUCUCUGGGCGCGUGGUACUUGCGCUGUUGCUCGCCCUGCUGGUGGGCUUUACCGGGGGCACACAAGCCCAAGUAGUGUCCGCCAAGGUGAUGCGGUCGUCAAACUUGAGGCGAGAUGACUUGUACCGGAAAGAAGAGGUCGUCACGGUAACUGCAGCUGGGGGAGCCAUCCAGAGCCCCCGCUUCCCGAACGCCUACCCCCGGAACCUGCAGUUGUCAUGGAAACUACUGUCGCCCCACAACACCCGCAUCGUCCUGGAGUUUGACUCCCACUUUGCGCUGGAGGAACCAGAGAACGAAGUCUGCAGGUAUGACUUUGUGGAGGUGGAGGACAUCUCAGAGACCAGUACUAUUGUCUGGGGGAGAUGGUGUGGUCAGAGAGUCCCCCCACGCCUCACCUCCAAAACCAACACCCUCAAAGUCACCUUCAAGUCAGACGACUACUUCGUGGCCAAGCCUGGCUUCAAACUCAACUACUCUCUACUGGAUAAUUCUCUUCCUACAGCAUCCAGGACGAACUGGGAAGCUGUGACCCAGAUGGAUGAUGCUCCGUCACUGUUGGCCCCAGUGGUGACUGAUGUUCCUCUGACAGCAGCAGCAUUGGACCAGACCAUAGCAGCCUUCAACACAGUGGAGCAGCUCCUCCGCCACCUCAACCCUGACAGCUGGAGACAGGACCUGGACAGCUUGUACAGAGAGACAGCCAUGUACAGACCCCGGGCCUACCAGCACAACAGACAGAACAAGAUUGACCUGGACCGUCUGUAUGAUGACGUGAAGCACUACAGCUGUACACCUCGGAACUACUCUGUCAACCUGAGGGAGGAGCUGAGGGCCACCAACGCCGUGUUCUUCCCACGAUGCCUACUAGUGCAGCGCUGUGGGGGGAACUGUGCAUGUGGUACAGACAACUGGAACGGCUGUACCUGCAGCCCGGCCAAGACCAGUGACAAACUACACGAGGUGUUGAAGUAUGCUCCUGAGGUGGGAGGUUUUUCGCGGCGUCGGACAGCUCGUGUCCGCUGGGUCCUAGAGGAGGUCCAUCUCAUGCACCACGAGCGCUGUGACUGUGUUUGUCCCUCCAGACCACCCCGUUGAGAGACAAUGGGACAGGGGGAACCAGCUCUGGGAUUAACUGCUGUUUAUAUCUCCAUAUCUCUCUUUGUAGCGCUCCCCUGCCAUCCAUCCCCAUAGCAACCUGUGACAAACCUAGUCACCAACAUCCAUCCAUCAUCCAUCCACAUACCAACAUGUGACAAACCUAGUCACCAACAUCCAUCUAUCAAUGACAUACCAACCUGUGACAAACCUAGUCACCAACAUCCAUCCAUCAUCCACAUACCAACCUGUGACAAACCUAGUCACCAACAUCCAUCCACAUACCAACAUGUUACAAACCUAGUCACCAACAUCCAUCCAUCAUCCACAUACCAACCUGUGACAAACCUAGUCACCAACAUCCAUCCAUCAUCCACAUACCAACCUGUGACAAACCUAGUCACCAACAUCCAUCCAUCAUCCACAUACCAACAUGUUACAAACCUAGUCACCAACAUCCAUCCAUCAUCCACAUACCAACAUGUUACAAACCUAGUCACCAACAUCCAUCCAUCAUCCACAUACCAACAUGUUACAAACCUAGUCACCAACAUCCAUCCAUCAUCCACAUACCAACCUGUGACAAACCUAGUCACCAACAUCCAUCCGUCCACAUACCAACAUGUUACAAACCUAGUCACCAACAUCCAUCCAUCAUCCACAUACCAACCUGUGACAAACCUAGUCACCAACAUCCAUCCGUCCACAUACCAACCUGUGACAAACCUAGUCACCAACAUCCAUCCGUCCACAUACCAACAUGUUACAAACCUAGUAACCAACAUCCAUCCAUCAAUGACAUAACAACAUGUGACAAACCUAGUCACCAACAUCCAUCCAUCAAUGACAUACCAACCUGUGACAAACCUAGUCACCAACAUCCAUCCAUCAAUGACAUACCAACCUGAUACAAACCUAGUCACCAACAUACAUCCAUCAUCCACAUACCAACAUGUUACAAACCUAGUCACCAACAUCCAUCCACAUACCAACCUGAUACAAACCCUCAGUAGUCACCAACAUCCAUCCGUCCAGAUACCAACCUGAUACAAACCUAGUCACCAACAUCCAUCCGUCCAGAUACCAACCUGAUACAAACCUAGUCACCAACAUCCAUCCACAUACCAACCUGAUACAAACCCUCAGUAGUCACCAACAUCCAUCCGUCCAGAUACCAACCUGAUACAAACCUAGUCACCAACAUCCAUCCGUCCAGAUACCAACCUGAUACAAACCUAGUCACCAACAUCCAUCCACAUACCAACCUGAUACAAACCUAGUCACCAACAUCCAUCCGUCCACAUACCAACCUGAUACAAACCUAGUCACCAACAUCCAUCCGUCCACAUACCAACCUGAUACAAACCUAGUCACCAACAUCCAUCCGUCCACAUACCAACCUGAUACAAACCUAGUCACCAACAUCCAUCCGUCCAGAUACCAACCUGAUACAAACCUAGCCACCAACAUCCAUCCGUCCAGAUACCAACCUGAUACAAACCUAGCCACCAACAUCCAUGCACCCCCCCCCCCCCCCCCCCAAACCCUGGUCCUGCCAACCCCAACAGUGUCCUGCUGCCACCCAGCAAAAACCCAAAUUUACCCCACCCUCUCCACUAUCAGCUCAUGACCACCCCGUCAUCGUCCAAGCCCCCAACAUUCCUUGUCCACUGGGGUAUUGAUGAGGGGCUGUUAAGGACAUGACACCUUUAAGUGUGUGUUCAUACAGUAUCCAAGCCUAUGUUAUUUUCUAUAUUCAUGUUAGAAUGUCCUUUUUUUUUAAGCUCUUCCUGCAACUGUUUUUCUCUGUACAAUCAUUGUGAAAUGAGUUUCAGGGAAGGAAGAGAGAGAGAGAGGGAGAGACAGAACCACACAAACAAUCUUAGAAUGACCACAAACCACACACACACACAUAUCCCCCCCGAGCAGACCCAAGGUCUCCACUCCUCCCUAAAGACAACAUUCUUAUUUAUUUUAAAUUCUUUGCUGUUUCUUUUCCUUUUUGCGUGAAGUUCUGCUUCGUGGUGUGUUGUUCUAUUUCUCCUCCUUCAUUCAUCAGAUGAAGGGAUACAGAGACAGUUAAAAACAUUGUUUUUAUACCUUUCCACAGAUAUUACCCCCCUCUCCUUCCCUAAAACACUCCGGCAGAUCAGCGGAAUGACUUUGGAACGUUCCUCCCGACGUUCCAAUCAUACCAACAGCCAACCCCAGAAAUGUUGCUAACCAGAAUUGUACACCCCAUACAAAAUAGGGAGAGGGUUGAGGAUGUGGUAGGAAUUUGUGUAAUGUUUUAUAUCUGCAAUAUUUGCAGACGUGGUGCCCUGUGCCUGUACUGUACUAUCCUGUGGUUAGAUCUCUUUCUGUUUGGACCUGGUUCUUCAAACAAUUCAUCCCCAAACAUAAUCCACAGUCAUCACUAUAUAAUCUUCUGCAUUAUAGGUGUGUAUGUGUGUUUAUUUGAGGGAAAGAAUGUGUAUCUGUUGCACUGUCUGUGAUCUCGUGUGUGUGUGUGUGUGCGCGCGCACGAGACGGUGCAUCAAAGAUCUUAAAACAUUCUCAGAUCGGUCACUGCCUCCACGUGAUAAAGAAACAACAAAAGAUCUUCCUGCAACCCCUCUAGGCUUCAUAAUGGUCAUUCCACUGGGGGAGCUGGCCUCAUUACCAACCAUCAACUCCUCUGUCCAUACAGACCGAAGCUCUAUUAACAACAAUUAAAACACAAAGCAAGGCACUGAGAGAUGGAGGGGCAGAAUUAGUUUUAUUAAGGCUGUGAUUUAAACAUUAGGGCAAGCAGAAUUAAACCGUUAGCUGUUGAGAGGUGUGUGUGUGAGUCACAGGUAUCGGCUGGCUGAAGAGUGAUCUGAAACGCAGAGCCUCUUAGUGGAGGAACAUGCCCUGGGGAAGGACGAUGUGCGUGUGACAGUAUGGCUCCAAGAGAUUAGAGACAGAUGACUGUAUUUUUACACUGUCUAAGUCCUGUCUCUCUCUCUUUCCAUGUAUUCCAAAAUGGCCCCUUUUACUUCCAGAGUUCUUUGUUUGAUGUCCUGAUUCCUUCUGUGACUGUUGUCAUUGUGUACGUCAGUGUCCCUGGAGACUGAGCACAAUAUAUAAUACAUACAUAGCAUAGUCUCUCCUUCACCUAAUGCUGCAGUCUCUGCCAAAUGUAUUUAUUCAGUUAGGUGUGUGUGUAGGUGUGUGUGUGUGUGUGUGUGUGUGUGUGUGUGUGUGUGUGUGUGUGUGUGUGUGUGUGUGUGUGUGUGUGUGUGUGUGUGUGUGUGUGUGUGUGUGUGUGUGUGUGUGUGUGUACACUUCCUCUGGCAGUGCCAGUUUUAUCAGCACAUUCCUUGACCUCGGCUUCUAAGUGACAUUCCAUUCUGUUUUUUUUGUUCAAAUAACCAGUUUGUUCAUUCCGUUGUUUUGAAUGUUUAUAAUGCAACCUUCAAGAAGAACUGCAGAAAGGUUAUCUAAACAAAUCUGUCGGCACCUGACUGCCUUGGUUUGAUCCCUGACACAGCAGUUUAGCUUUAGUGAUUAAUUUAUUGUGUUUGUUUUUUUUUUAUUAAAGAUAUCCACUGGU
Molecule: messenger RNA, 5301 nt
Organism: Oncorhynchus mykiss (rainbow trout)
Lineage: Eukaryota; Metazoa; Chordata; Actinopteri; Salmoniformes; Salmonidae
Gene: pdgfd
Product: platelet derived growth factor d
Biological process (GO): platelet-derived growth factor receptor signaling pathway; positive regulation of cell population proliferation; positive regulation of MAP kinase activity
Cellular component (GO): membrane
Molecular function (GO): platelet-derived growth factor receptor binding; growth factor activity
Source: RefSeq, a predicted model, not a curated record